AAUGAUAUGACACCAGUCCGGUUACAGUGGGGAGAAAUUCUUAUGCCACUGCUGAAGAAGUACAAGUUGAACAUAACAUGGGGUGAUCAGGAUCUAUUGAACAUUAUGUUUUUUCAUAAUCCAGAAAGUCUCUAUGUCUUUCCUUGCCAAUGGAAUUAUCGGCCUGACCACUGCAUCUAUGGAAGCAAUUGUAAGGAAGCUGAAGAAGAAGGUAUAUUUAUUCUUCACGGAAACAGAGGUGUUUACCAUGACGAUAAACAACCGACUUUUAGGGCUGUCUAUGAAGCAAUAAAAAAUUAUUCAUUUGGAGAUGAUCUGGUUCAUUCCCUGUUGCAGCCUCUAGAACUGGAAUUACAGAAGACCAUGCAUACAUACUGUGGAAGAGUAUACAAAGUGUUCAUAAAGCAGCUAACAAAAAGCAUAAGAGACUUGUAUGUCAGAAGAUCAAGGGGAAGGUGACUUUUACUCCGAGGUGUUAAAUCAAGAGACUGAAUUAACAUACUGCAAACAUUCUAAUAGGGCUUGAAUCAGCUCUUAAUGUGCCCAGAUAAAAGUUUACUAGCAUACUUAAAAAUGAAGAAAAUAUUCAUGUAAUGAAGAACAGGAACUUUUUUCUGCAAAGGUGACCUUUUGCUCUUUUGAAGUUUAAUCACUGCUAAUGUUUAUCUUGGAUCCGGUGAUUUGGGUGUUACUGGCUUCUGUGGUCAGUAGUUUUAGUCUGCAUAAUUCAGUUAUCGAAUGAACAAGGAAGAAAUGAAGAUGGCUCUAUUUGGAGUGUACCUCAUGUUGUCUA
Messenger RNA from Leptosomus discolor (cuckoo roller), 793 nucleotides. NCBI's taxonomy places the organism in Eukaryota, Metazoa, Chordata, Aves, Leptosomiformes, Leptosomidae. The record is from RefSeq and is a predicted model, not a curated record.